Pistacia vera is the source of this 1995-nucleotide messenger RNA. Its product is annotated as putative disease resistance protein RGA3. The record is from RefSeq and is a predicted model, not a curated record. The transcript is spliced from 3 exons. Lineage: Eukaryota; Viridiplantae; Streptophyta; Magnoliopsida; Sapindales; Anacardiaceae. Gene Ontology annotation, molecular function: ADP binding. Gene Ontology annotation, biological process: defense response to other organism. Bases 1 to 1995 code for a protein of 664 amino acids.
AUGGCAGAAUCAUUUCCCUCGGUCAUUGCAACUAACAUUUUGACGGAGAUAGCCUUCCUUACUUCCCCACAAACACGCUUAUCUCGGGAUCUUCCAGACGAAAUAUCUGAGCUCAAAACAGCCUUGUUGGGAAUCAAAAAGAAGCUGUUGAAUGCCGAGGAACAGCAGUCGCAGUACCCCAAGCUGCAGAAAAGUCUUGCAGACCUUUCAGAUCUGUUGUAUGAUGCUGAGGAUGAGUUGGGUGAAUUCAGGUUUAAAGUGGCGAAAUCAAGGCCUGGCAAGAGCAAGGGAAUCAACUUCUCCUGGAGCUCCAACUCUCCUGAUCAUAAAAUAAAGGAGAUUACAAAAAAAUUACGUAAAUUGGCAGAUAAUAUUAAAAUGUCUGACGUUAGCAUUGUUUCUUCGAGCAAGAUGGUGAUAAACGACACCUUUCUUCGUACUUCCGAAGUUAUUGGAAGAGACGAUGAUAAGGAAAAAAUUAUCAAUAUUUUGAAGAAACAAGAUGAAAAUGUCUCUGUACUUGCUAUAGUUGGGGAUAGAGAUAUAGGAAAGACCACUCUAGCCAAACUGGUGUAUGGUGACAGAAGGAUAGAUGAACUCUUUCGUCUAAAAAUGUGGGUACGUGUACCGGCAGACUUUGAUGUGCCUGCAUUGAUCAAGGAAACUUGUACUGCUGCAACUGGUCAAAAUCAAGCUGGAUUAAUACCCGAGCAAAUACGAAAAAACCUUCUACAAGCAUUGGCUGGUAAGAAGUUUCUACUGGUCUUAGAUAAUGUGUUGGAUAUAAUAUUUAAUGAUAGAUGGAAAGAUUUCAAAAUUUUAUUGGCGGAGAAAUCGGCCAAGGGGAGUAAAAUUGUGAUUACUACCCGUAUGACUAAUGACCAGGUUUCAGAAAAGCUGGGUCCUCUUGUCAGUUGUGAUUUAGGAGGCCUUUCUGAAGAGGUUUCUUUGUCUUUUCUGAAAUUGGCAACAUUUAUAGAUAAAGCUGACAAAAAAAAUCUAGAUCUCAAUGAUAUCCGGAAGGAAAUUGUGACAAGAUCGGGUGGUGUUCCUUUGGUAGUGAAAAUUUUGGGAAUCCUUCUUUAUGGAAACACAAAGAAGGAUGAUUGGUUGCGAAUUAUGAAUGACAUAUGGGGGCAAAACCAAGAGAAAAAUAGCAUCGUAUCAGCUCUGAAAUUGAGUUAUGCUCGUUUACCAUCUCAUUUGCGAAGAUGUUUGGCAUAUUGUUCCUUAUUCCCCAAGGGGUAUUCUUUUAAUAGUGAUUAUCUAAUAUUUAAGAUAAAAGACAUUGUCCAUGAUGCUAUCUUGAAAGUGGCACAAAACGAGCUCCAGAUCGUAGAUCUCAAUCCGAAUUCUGUCAAAGGAGAUCCUCAACAUUUGUCAUUUCUUGGGUUUGGCAAAAAUAAUAAAGAAGUUUCAUUUACUUCAAAGAAAUUGCGGACCGUCAUCAUGCAAAGUACACUAUCUGAGGGUCUUAUUGUUACAUGGAUAUCGAAAUUUAAGUACCUCAGGUUGUUAUGCUUAAGUGAUCUCCAAUUUGAAAAGUUGCCAGAUUCUGUAGGUAAAUUGAAACAUCUCAGAUGUCUUGACAUAUCCCAGAAUUCAAGUUUGGUGGAACUCUCUGAAGCUGUUUGUAAACUUCUAAGUUUACAAACUCUAAUACUUGUUAGCUGUUCAAAGCUUCAGAAGUUACCUAGUAAUAUGCAAAGUCUGACCAGCCUCCGAACAUUGAUUUUGCGAGGUUGCGAUAGCUUGAGCUCGUUGUCAUGCAAUAUAACAGAUAUGAAGCUGGAGAAGCUGGUGAUACACAGCUGUCCCAUGUUGAAGAGACCGGAGAAGCUGGUGAUACGCAGUUAUCCCGUGCUUAAUGUGAAGAUGGACCAGACAAAGCGAAAUCUCCUACUUCAUCAUCAGGGAACAAUGAAUUGUCAGCUGUUUUCCGAGAGAUCAAAGUCUUCAGCAAAUGCAAGAAGUUUCGAUUCCGAUUCCUGCUAG